This is a messenger RNA of Felis catus (domestic cat), 1977 nucleotides long. RefSeq names its product poly(rC) binding protein 2 (gene PCBP2). The transcript is spliced from 15 exons. NCBI's taxonomy places the organism in Eukaryota, Metazoa, Chordata, Mammalia, Carnivora, Felidae. Bases 228 to 1643 code for a protein of 471 amino acids. The record is from RefSeq and is a predicted model, not a curated record. Gene Ontology annotation, cellular component: cytoplasm; nucleoplasm; nucleus. Gene Ontology annotation, molecular function: mRNA binding; single-stranded DNA binding. Gene Ontology annotation, biological process: regulation of gene expression; regulation of RNA metabolic process.
UUCCUCCUCCUCCUCCUCCACCCCCCCUUCCUCCUCCGCCCGCCCGCGGGGCCCCCCUCGCCUUCCCGCCCGCCCCUAUUGUUCCGCCCCCGGCCUCCCGCCCUUCCCCUUCCCGCCCGCUCCCCUUUUCCCCUCAGUCGCCUCGCGCCUGCAGUUUUUGGCUUCACCCCCACCAGUGACCAAAGACUUGACCACUCAAAGUCCAGCUCCCCAGAACACUGCUCGACAUGGACACCGGUGUGAUUGAAGGUGGAUUAAAUGUCACUCUCACCAUCCGGCUACUUAUGCAUGGAAAGGAAGUUGGCAGUAUCAUCGGAAAGAAAGGAGAAUCAGUUAAGAAGAUGCGUGAGGAGAGUGGUGCACGUAUCAACAUCUCAGAAGGGAAUUGUCCUGAGAGAAUUAUCACUUUGGCUGGACCCACUAAUGCCAUCUUCAAAGCCUUUGCUAUGAUCAUUGACAAACUGGAAGAGGACAUCAGCAGCUCUAUGACCAAUAGCACAGCUGCCAGUAGACCCCCAGUAACCCUGAGGCUGGUGGUCCCUGCUAGUCAGUGUGGCUCUCUCAUUGGGAAAGGUGGUUGCAAGAUCAAGGAAAUACGAGAGAGUACAGGGGCUCAGGUCCAGGUGGCAGGGGAUAUGCUCCCCAACUCAACUGAGCGGGCCAUCACUAUUGCUGGCAUUCCGCAAUCCAUCAUUGAGUGCGUGAAACAGAUCUGCGUGGUCAUGUUGGAGACUCUCUCCCAGUCCCCCCCGAAGGGCGUGACCAUCCCGUACCGGCCCAAGCCGUCCAGUUCUCCAGUCAUCUUUGCAGGUGGUCAGGACAGGUACAGCACAGGCAGCGACAGUGCGAGCUUUCCCCACACCACCCCGUCCAUGUGCCUCAACCCUGACCUGGAGGGACCACCUCUAGAGGCCUAUACCAUUCAAGGACAGUAUGCCAUUCCACAGCCAGAUUUGACCAAGCUGCACCAGUUGGCAAUGCAACAGUCUCAUUUUCCCAUGACGCAUGGCAACACCGGAUUCAGUGGCAUUGAAUCCAGCUCUCCAGAGGUGAAAGGCUAUUGGGCAGGUUUGGAUGCAUCUGCUCAGACUACUUCUCAUGAACUCACCAUUCCAAACGAUUUGAUUGGCUGCAUAAUCGGGCGCCAAGGCGCCAAAAUCAAUGAGAUCCGUCAGAUGUCUGGGGCGCAGAUCAAAAUUGCGAACCCAGUGGAAGGAUCUACUGAUAGGCAGGUUACCAUCACUGGAUCUGCUGCCAGCAUUAGCCUGGCUCAAUAUCUAAUCAAUGUCAGUUUAGAAAACGCUAAACCCUCCUCCCAGGCAGCCUCCGUCACGAUCCCUGAUCACCUCAGCAUCAACCUCUCUCAACCCUCCACCCCUUCUUCUUCUUCUUCCUCCUCCACCACCACCCCCUCGCUCGCCACAGCGGGGACCUCCGACGCACCCUCCAGCCUCCCCAACCCUCUUCCGACCGCCCCUUGUGUCUCCAGUCUGCUUGGCAUGAAACCCAUCCCUCUCCUGGCUCUAAAUGUUGUGUCUGCUGCUAAGGGUACCGGGGCUUCAGCUACCACCACCACCACCUCUGCCGUGCCAUGUGUAACUAACAAACUGAAAGGCGAGAAACAGAGAUUCUCCCCCUACUGAUUGAAUAUCUUGAGGUACCCCUCAAGUAUUCCUUGGUUUAUUUUGUUUUUCUUUGUUAACAUUGGUGAGAACCAAACAAUUGUGAGCUUGUGACCGUUUCCUUUUUACUAUUUUGGGAAUAACAGGGUGGGGGUGGGGGCAAUGGUAACCUGGGGUUAGGUUUAGGCCAUUUCAUCGGAGUGCCUGUUUCAGAGUCUGACUUGUUGAAUUCUUUAUCUAGAGCCACAGUUCUUGAUCUUCUUUUUCAUUCUGUUACUUUUUUGUAGCUUUAUUCUGCAUUGCAAUAUAACAAUGUGUUAGGCUCUGUGUUAAUGAAUAAAAGCUUCUCCGUUAA